UACUACUUAUAGUAUAUAGUACUAUAAGAUACUUGCAGAUUUGUGGUAGACCAUAUUCUUGCUGAUUUUGUAUUGUUAUGGGAGAAUGUGCUGUUUGGUUUUCAUGGUUGUGAUAAAAAUAAGUGUUUGUAUACUCUGUAAUUGAUUGUAUUUCUGCCUUUAUGCAAUACAAAAAAGAAGAUAGGCUACACAGCCUAAUUUACAACCAUUAGGCGAUAAACUCAGUUCGAUGGCUUUAGUCGCAGCAGAGUGACGUACACUCGCUGAGAUGAGGGGCGUGUUCAUCAUACUGUAAACAAGGCUCCGUUCCAUUUCUGGCUGAGUAUAUCCACCCUUACGGCUUUCCUUAGAUACUUUCAAUAUAAAUUUCACAGUGUAACAUCCUUCUUUAUGCAUAUAGCAGCUACACUUUCUUUGUGAUAUAUACGAUCUUGUCUUCAGUUGAUGUCAACCUAAGCGUUUUUACUAAAUCACUAUCGUAUUGCAGCAUUGUGUUCUGAUCAGUCCCCACUGGUUACAUGCCACAACAACAGUCAGGAUUCACGCGUUCCUAACACAGUUCUCGUCCCAGCUUGAAAGGAGUAGCUAAUGUAAUCACGAAGUAGGAACGCCGGGCACACCCCUAUCGUUGUUCUGGACGCACAGAUAGCCAGAUCCACAAUGCCCGAUCCAGAUGCCGUUGCAGGUGGCUCCGUGGUGUCCGACCCACAGCACUCCCAGAAACUUCUCAGGGCCCUCCGCUCCCUCUGUAAAGAGCAGUGUUUUCAAGACUCGGUGCUGGUGUUAGACGGAGAACGGAUUCCAGUCCAGAGGAACAUACUGGCCGCAGCUAGUCCCUAUAUACGAACGAAGCUGAACUACAACCCCCCAAAGGAGGAUGGCUCCAUGUACACCAUCGAGCUGCAGGGCAUCUCUGUGCCCAUCAUGGAGCAGAUCCUGGAGUACAUCUUCACUGGGGAGAUCAGCCUGAGUGAGGACACCAUCCAGGACAUGGUACAGGCCGCGGACCUCCUCCUGCUCACGGACCUCAAGUCUCUGUGCUGCCAGUUCCUGGAGAGCUGCAUCUGCGCCAACAACUGUAUUGGCAUCCGCCUGUUCUCCCUGCACUACUGCCUGCACCACGUCUACCACUCCGCCACCGACUUCCUCCAGACGCACUUCCGAGACGUGGCUGUCAGCGACGAGUACCGGGAGCUGCCGCCGGAUCGUGUUUGCGAGCUGCUGGCCAUGGAGAAGCUCAAUGUGGGCAGCGAGAAGCACGUGCUGGAGGCAGCGGUGCGCUGGCUGGGUCAUGACCUGGAGGGCCGCAGGGUGCACAUGAAGGAAGUGAUGUCAGCAGUGUGGGUCCAGGGUCUGGACGUGCCCUACCUGAGGGAGCAGGCCCUGGGGGAGCCCCUGAUGAGGGAGGUGGUGAGGGAGUACUGCCAGGCCCCUCUAGGGGGCGCCCCCCUGCAGGGAGAGGAGAUGCUGGCUGCCUUCAAACCCCGCGGCUACUCCGAGUGCAUCGUCACCGUGGGCGGGGAAGACAGGAAAACCAGGAAGCCGUCGGCUGCGACACGCUGCAUGUGCCCCCUCUACGAUCUCAACAAGCAGCUCUGGAUCGACCUGGAGCCCAUGAGCGUCGCUCGGACGGGUCACGGGGCGGUGACUGCAGAUGGCUACCUGUUUGUGAUUGGUGGCAUGGAUGAGAACAAGACGCCGCUAAACAGUGGGGAGAGAUACGACCCAGAGUCCAACACUUGGACUGCCAUCCCCCCAAUGAAACAGGCUCGUCAGAACUUUGGCAUAGUGGAGAUGGACGGCCUGGUGUUUGUUUUGGGAGGUGAGAACGAGGAGACCGAGCUGCUGACCAUGGAGGUGUUUGACCCCCACUUCAAAACCUGGACCACCCAGACCAGCAUGACCAUGGUCCGAAAGAUUGGCUGCUAUGCCUCCAUGAAUAAGAAGAUCUAUGCCAUGGGUGGCGGCUCGUACGGGAAGCUGUACGACUCAGUGGAGUGCUACGACCCAAAGACCCAGCAGUGGACCGGGCUGAGCCCCCUGAAGGAGAGGAGGUUCGGCUCCGUGGCGUGCGGCGUGGGCCAGGAGCUGUACGUGUUCGGGGGCGUGCGGAGCAAGGACUCGGAAAACCCUGAGAACAGCCAGAUGACCACCUGCAAGUCCGAGUUCUACCAUGACGAGAUGAGAAGGUGGCUGUAUCUGGACGACCAGAACCUGUGUGUCCAAACCAGCUCCUCCUUUGUGUACGGAGCCGUGGCCAUCGGAGCCAGCAUUUAUGUGGUGGGGGACCUGGACACUGGCACGAGCUACGACUACGUACGGGAGUUCCGUCGCAGCUCAGGGACCUGGCACCGCACCAAGCCCAUGUUGACCUCUGACCUCUGCAAGACGGCCUGCUCGGCCCUGCGCAUCGCCAACUGUCGUCUGUUCCGUCUGCAGCUCAAGCAAGGCCUUUUUAGGAUCCGCAUGCCCAACGUGUAGAGCCUGUCCACUCGCCCUCCUGAUUCCAAUACCACUCAUCAGUACACACACCCAGCCUCGCACACUCCCUGGCCCCAUCCCAAACUAAAGGUUUCCGACCUGUGCCCGUGCACUAGUGGAACAUGUGUUAGCACAUGGCUAAAUGCUGGGAGCUUGGACAGUUUCACCUGUGCUUAGGGUUCUGGUGUAGUGGAUGACUUAGGGAUUCGGGCCUUCACCUAGCACAUUGAUCCUCUCUCUCUCUGCUUGGGAUGGUUACUAAGGGGGUCUUACUACAGAGGGGUGAGAUGGGACAUGCUGCAUGAGCGCUUCCCUUCUAACCAUAGGUUGCCUUUUUAAACAUUUUUUAAUUGUCGUGUGGAUUUCGCUUUUUAUCGUUUUGUUUUUGCUUUGGUCCAUCUCCUCGGUCAUCUGUAUGUUUAGUUAGCGUUUUGUGUCUGCUUGCGGGUGUUUUAAAAAGCUGUGCAUUUCAGAUGGGGCAUAGCCGGUCCGACCCAAUAAACAAACUAUAGAUUGGUUUAGGGCCCUGCGAUUGGGGCUACACUAUUUUUGUUUAGGGACCCCGAAUCCCUAGGGCUGGCUCUGCAGAUGGGAGACGCCAAGUGUUGCUAUCAUUACCGAGUCAAUCUUAACACAACAACGACAAAAAUCAUAAGGCAAAGGUCUGCAGUGGGAAUAAUACCCUUUAACCUUUUUUGUUCGGUUACACAGAAUUACUGUUUAAUGUGUGUGUUUAUUCGGGGUUUAUAAAGAAGGCGUGUUUUGUCAGUCACACUACAACGCCACAGGAGUUUAGAAAUAGAGUUAUUGGUGGUAGAGCUCCUGAAUUGCUGAUUUUAUUUUGCAGCUUGUGAUCUUUGACCUGGCAUUCCAGUCAGAGUGGACGGUUUUGGCAUCCGUUGACCCCAUUUGUUCUGUGAGUUACAGCUGCUGCUGUCCAUCCUCACCCAGGGAGAGGGCACACACACACACACACACACACUAUAGGGGACAGAACUGUAGGGGUUGCAAGCCAACACGUCUUAGAAAUGUUCAAACACACAAACAGCCAUGUCUAACACAUACACCUCACACGAUCACACACGGGCACAGAAACUCUGAGCUGGAUCUCACGUCACAACGCUAAUCGAAUCUAUGCCGCACACAUACACUCAAAUGUACACACGCAUAUGUAACGUAUUCAAAGGAGACAACAUUGCCAGGAUAUUAUAAGGAACCAGACUGGUUCAACCAGCACAACUUUACUCGUGUCUUGUCUCCAUUCCGCUCGUGCGCUCUACAGUAGUCAGGUCUGCUGUAGUCUAUUGUGUGCCGUACGCCACAGUUAACACUAUCAAUAUACUAGUCUCAUAGUGCUACAUGGACACUUCACAUUCCAUAGUGUCACAUAAUGGUCUACUGUAAAACCUUUCCGCUCUGCUGUCUGGUGUCCCAGCAGGUAACAUCCUACUGUGUUACACUAUGGAUCCUGACUGUAUCUAUCAUCUUAUUUGAUGCACUUUAUUAUUGACAUGGUGGUUUUGGGUGGCUUUAAAGGAGCUGAGGCUGAGUUAAGCAAGGUGUGGUAUUCUCUGGUGGUUCUAGAGGGUUUGGGAUUCCAAUUUCCGUAUAGGGACAAAUGAUCUACAAGUUAUGAGUCUAUGAGUUACAGGAUCAAUAAAAGUAUUAAACACCUCUGAUUGACCUAUCAAAGAUGUAGCCUUUAAUACUGAUAUGUUUUUUUAAUCUGGAUUUCCAUUUUAGCCACAGAUUGUCCAUGGGACAUCAUUUUAAUAAAGGUGAUGCAAAACCAUAA
Messenger RNA from Hypomesus transpacificus, 4276 nucleotides. It is a transcript of the gene gan, whose product is annotated as gigaxonin. Gene Ontology annotation, biological process: cytoskeleton organization. The transcript has 12 exons. NCBI's taxonomy places the organism in Eukaryota, Metazoa, Chordata, Actinopteri, Osmeriformes, Osmeridae. The record is from RefSeq and is a predicted model, not a curated record. Gene Ontology annotation, molecular function: protein binding. Bases 661 to 2481 code for a protein of 606 amino acids.